AUGAAUGAAGUUUAAUAAUUACUUCUGACAUCCUUUUCUUGUUCCCCUCAUAGAUAAUAAGCAGAAUAAUAAUUGAUAUAACAUUUAAUUACUAAUCCUCAAUAUUUUCAAUAAUUAGGAUUGUUAAUUAUAGUACAAGAUUAAAGUAAUGAGAUUUCAUAUAAAUAUAGAUUCCCUAUAAAUUGCAACAGUUUUGAAUGCUACAAUUAAACUAAUGAAAUAGAAUUAAUGUAAUCAUCUGUCAAAUAUAUAUAGAAAUAAUUACUUAACUUUACAAACAAACCUUAUUCGAAAUAUUCACAAAUCUGAAUGUUCCUUAUAAUUGUAAGUAUCUAAUAAAGUCAGCAAUUACAAUUAUAUUUGAAGAGGAUACAUGUAUAUUCGAUUAUUAUAAUUAGAAUAUAGUCAUCAUUUCCAAGAAUGCAUGUUUUUAUAUCUGAAGGAUCAAAGGUCAAUUGUAUUAUCAAUCUAAAUUUUCAGAUUAUUAACAGAUACAAUUAUAUAUGCUGAUUCAGUAGAUCAAAAUAAAUACUCUUGGUAUAUUGACUAUAUUGAAAAAGUAAGCAAAAUCAUGAUUCAAUCAUUGAAUUUAGAAAAUGAUUAUCUAAUUUACUUUAACUUUUUGGAAUGCUUUGAAGGAAUGCUUUUUCGUUUUUUUAGAUACGAUUAAUAAAAGUAUUUGUUCUUCCAAAAUUUUAUACUUCAAAACUAAGAAUUAAGUUAAUUAUUUAUUAAUAUCUUUUCAUUUUAAUCUUAGAAUCAUUUCAUUUAAUGUUAAAGCAAUUCAACAAUUUAGAAUGUAAAAAUAUUAACUCUGAAAUGUUAUAAACAUAUCAUACUUAGAAUGCUAUCGAGUAGAAAUAAAUAACAAUUACAAAUAUUUCCAAUCUAUUAAUAAUUAAAUCAAUUAAUUCUUUUUUUAAUACAAUCCUUAUAAAUAACCAUUUCAGAAGAAGUAACAAUAACUAUUUUAGAUAUUCUAUCUGCAACAAUAAAUCAAAUAGAAUUCUACAAUAUUUACUAAAACUAUUAUUAAUAAUUGAUUGUUACUCAUUUGUAUUCUUAUUUAGUGUAUUCAUCUAAAUAGUUAUCACUAUUAUAAAAUGAACCCUUUGAUUUUAUUUAAUAAGAACUUAGUUUUGAUAAUUAAAAUAAACUUUAAUCACUUCAUAAUCAAACCUUAGAUUUGAUUAGAGCCUUGAUUACACACAUAGAUGGAGCUUAUUCAUUUUUAUCUUCAAGUGCUAUUGUUUUAUUUAAAUAUUCAAUCAAUGAAAUACUAUCAAAUCAAUUAUUCAUCAUAACAGAACAAGAAUUCAAUCAUAUUAAAUUAUUAUAAAAUAAGUAACUUUUUAUAAUACUUAAGCUCAAUAUUUUAUAAUUAUGAUAGUAAAUAACGAUUACAAAUAUCUCUUAUUAUUCUAAUCAUUAUUUAACCUAAUAUAAAUACCAGAUAUGAUAUACAGGAAUAUUUGGCAAUUAUCAUAUAAAACAGUUACCAAGUAGUUCUCUAAUGUUAAGAUGAGUUAAUUUAAAUACUUUACACUAAAUUAAUUGGUGAGAGCUAUUCAAUUUUAAAAUCCACAAUUAGCUAGCUAUUUUAUAAAUAGUUUCUUGAGAAUAUAGUCAAACUUGAACAGUUUAAUAAAAUGGCAUUAAUUUACUAAUAAAUAAAUACAAUCAAUAUAAUUAUAUCUUUAGAUGAAUUACCAGGAUUUAUAGAGAAACAUAAACUUUUUGAUGAAAUUAUAUAAAAAUUCUCAUCUUAAAUAUCUAGUACUUGUGAUAUUAGAAUCUUACAAAUGAUUGAAGAGUGGGUCUCUAUAUAUCAAUUUUAAUAAAAUACAAUUUAACUUAUAACAUAAAAUCUUGCUUAGAGAAUACAUUAAGAAUAAACAAAUAUAUAUAAAAAUCAAAUAAAUAGAGAAAUAUUUAUUGAAUUAUCAUGGAAUAUUCUUCAUUAAAUAGUAAAUCAAUACCAUCAUUUUGACUAUUUAUUAUGUGUUGAAAAUCAAAUAGUUUUACUAUACAAACAAGUUAAAGAAGAAGAAUCUGUCUAAUAUAUAGAAAAAAUGAUUCUAUUCGUAUCAUUAAUAAUACAGAAAUUAAAAAGAGUGACUAUGGAUUAAAUAUCAUUAUUGCCAAAAUUCGAAAGAAUCCUAUAAUCUUAAAAUUAUUCAUUUUAAUCUUUAUUUGAACUUUUAAAUAAUUACAUGUAUUAUGGUAGAGAAUAUUUUAUCAAUGAAACCACCUAAUCGAUUGUAUAAUCAUAUAAUUAUAUUUAGUAUUUCCAUUUGGCCUUAUCAAAUAUUGUUUCUGAUUUGAAUUCUACAUUAGAUAAAUGUGAAGGUGCAUUGUUGAUAUAAUUAGGAAUUUAAUGCCUUAGAAAUGAUCUUAACGAAAACAUUCUCAGACAAAUAUUUGAUCAUUCCUAUAAAAUUAUCAAAUAAUCUAACACUGAUGAAUUACUAAUUUCUAGAAUUAAAUGUAUAUUCUUGAGUGCAUUAUUGACAAUUAAGUCACUUUGUGAAAAGAUAAUUGGUAACAACUAAAUUUAAGGUAUUCAAUAAGAAUUAUAUGAAAUGAAUUACUCUGCUGGUUAUGAUGCUAAGUUAUUUAUCAUCUAUUAUUCUAAUACUAUACUCCAAAAUCCUGAAAUCUUAUUGACUACUGGUUGUAAUAUUGUAUCAAUGUUAUCAUAUUAAUUGGAAUAGCAAAAAGAAGAAAAAUUUGAAAAAUUUGAUGGUUGUUCAUCAGGUUCAGAAGAUGAUCAUUGUUAUGAAAAUUUUACAGAAGAGAAGAGAACUCUUGAUGAAUAAAUCACUAAAUUUAAGAGUGGAUACGUAAGUGUUGAUGAAUUUGAAACAUUCAAAUAAGCCAUUUAUUAAUUAAAAGCACAUCAUCCUAAUAUAAUUACAUAAUUUAAAUAAGGUCUGCAUUUCUUCACUUCGCAAAAACUAUAAUAGAUGUUAUCAGUAACUAGAGCUUAAUUUGAACAACCUAGAUAAGUAAAUUAUAUUUUCUAUAAUAGAUGAUAAAAAUAGCAAAAAGGAAGAAUCAUUGA
Molecule: messenger RNA, 3064 nt
Organism: Paramecium pentaurelia
Lineage: Eukaryota; Ciliophora; Oligohymenophorea; Peniculida; Parameciidae
Source: the annotation of a GenBank genome assembly